Molecule: messenger RNA, 4490 nt
Organism: Procambarus clarkii (red swamp crayfish)
Lineage: Eukaryota; Metazoa; Arthropoda; Malacostraca; Decapoda; Cambaridae
Source: RefSeq, a predicted model, not a curated record
CGCACUCACACGCGCACACACAUGCACUCACUCAUUGGCUACCUGCACUCAACGCUCGUCACUACCCAGGUGACAGCUCUACAGGUGUAGCGUGAGCCAACCUGUGGCUGGUAUUGAUUGCAAGGUGAAGUUGGUGGUGUGUAGAACACCUCCCGGGCUGUGGCAGCGUGUCCCCUCCCCCCCCCCCAAGUGUGCUUUGUUUAUCCGCUGUGCUGUGUGUCAAGAGUGCGAGUGUCGGUGCUGCCCUCCGGUGUGAUCUAGUGAUCUCUUGUGCUUGGAUAACCGCACGACGGCCAUACAGUCAAAUAAUCACAAAUACAUCGCGUUGUUAGUCCUUGGAGACGCUGUGGUGUGUGUGUUGUGUCGUGGUUGUAGGUGGACUGAGGCGCGCGUGUGUGUAGGUGUUGCUACACCUCGCCUACACUCACUACCUUACUGACAUACGGAUUGAAAUUGAUAUAACCACGUGCGUCACCCCAGGAAUCCAUUGUUUAUUCUCAACUUGGAAAUAGUUACCGGAAGGUCGCUGGAGGAAUAUAUAUCUCUUCAGAAAUAGACAGAGCGAGAGCGGCUCCCCCGGGCCUACUGGAUGUUGAAGCCUCCCUACGGCAGCUUUGGGAGCGAGGAGCCCGCCUACGGGGACCUGCAGGGUCUGGCCUCCACACUCCCCCAGCAGGAGCCAGACACCACCACCGCCGCCCACUCCCACCCGCACCACGCCCAGGGCUUGUACCAGCACCCGAUGGCGGUGGCCGGGAGCAUGGGGGUGGCCAACCCGCAGUUCCCUCCCCAGAACCUCUACAUCCCGCCCAUCUCCCAACACAGUCACAUGGUUCCUGCACACACCUCAGGGUACAUGGUCCACCCUGGGUGCGGGCCCCCGACGCCCGUCUACACCAACGCCGGGCCCAUCAUGCACGGGGCGGGCCCACCUCAGGGGCCCCACAUGAUGGCAGGGAUGAUGGGCGGCGGGUACUACCCACGCCCGCCCAUGGCACGUAAUGGGGGCUCCCCUAACUCCGGAGGCUCCCCUUCCCCGGGCAGCGAGGACUCCGACGAUUCCACGCCCCUGGCGCAGAUGGGUCGAGGGAAGAGGCCUUCCUCGGACAGCGUGGAGGGCCCGGCCAGAGGCAAGAAGCCCAAGGUCUCCAAAAAGAGCAAGAAGAAGAAGGAUCCCAACGAACCCAACAAACCAGUGUCAGCAUACGCUUUAUUCUUCCGAGACACCCAGGCUGCCAUCAAGGGGUCCAACCCCAAUGCAUCCUUUGGAGAAGUGUCCAAAAUUGUUGCCUCAAUGUGGGAUUCUCUGGAUGCUGACCACAAGAAUGUUUACAAGAAAAAAACCGAGGCAGCAAAAAAGGAAUAUCUUAAGGCUCUUGCUGCCUACCGUGCCAGUUUGGUAUCCAAGGGCGGUGAAGGUGAGGGAGUUUACGGGGCACCUGGGUAUGGUCAGUUUGCCCCAGGGUUUGGAUACCCCCCUACCAGUAGUGCCCCAGGACACCCCCAAGUACAGUCGCCCACACAGAUGUCACCAUUGGCUAAGAAGUCUCCUCUACUCUCUUCUCUUAUGGCUGAUCCAUCCCCACCCAUGAUGAACCCACCAAUGUCACAGCCCAUGCCACCUUCUGGCCCUCCCAUGAUGCCUCAUGGUUCCAUGCCACCUAUGUCAGCAGCCAGUAUGGCUGCACAGGCACAGCAGGGCCCACAGGCUGGCCAUCAGCCACCCACACCACAGCCACACCUGACGCCCUUGACCAACGUACCUUCUACCUCUCCCUACAUGAACCAGCAGGCACCAGGGUCAAUGACGAGUCCUGGGGGUGGUGGCUCCCCGGGUAGUGGACAACAGCACCAGUCCCAGCAACAAAGUCCACAGCAGCAGCAACAGGCUGCCACCCAGCAACAACAGCAGCAAGCAGGACAGCAGCAACAUCAGCAGGGUGGACAGCAUGGCCAACAGCAGCAGCCUCCACAGCAACAGCCUCCUCAACAACAGCAGCAGCAACAGCAGCAACAACAACAAAGUGGGCAGGGGUCAGGUGGCCAGCAGCAGGGUAUGGGUCAGCCAGGACAUAUAGGCUGUCCAAGCUCUGGACCAAAUUGCAUCAGGUCUGGAUGCACCAACCCUGCUGUGCACAACCCUGAAUGGGAGGAUGAAUACUGCUCCAAUGAGUGUGUUGUCUCACACUGCAGAGAUGUCUUCAGUACUUGGGUGGCAAGCAACCAUCAUCAGCCCAUCAACCCAACUUACCCAGCGCCAGUUAAAUAAAACCCUUGUUUAUCACAGAAAUAACUUGGGGACCAGCUAGGCAGCAGUCCAACCAGUCGGUCAACUAGUAAAUCAGUCAGCUGUGUUAGUUGAUCUGAAGAAGAAAGGUACCUGGUGCAGUAAUAAGUGCACAGAAGUUAGAUUUGUUGUCAAGGAUAGGCAAAUGUGUGAUGCGGCUACUUGACCUGGCACAUAGAUACUAAAAAUAAGUAAACCAUCUGCAGAUAGGGGGACUGAUAUUGUGGUACCUCAUCAUUCCCUAGAUGUUGACAAACUGGGUGCUUGUAUGAAAGUCACGAUUUUCUAUACUGUUGUCAAUUCUGGAACUUCAAGGAAGCAUCUUUCUGUCUGUUCAAUCUUUUCUUGCUCUUUGUAGUAUCCCAAAUGUAUUAUUCACACCUGUGUGAGUCUAUUAAUCUUCUUCUACCCUAGAUGAGAGUUCCAGAACAAUCGAGUGCUGUGAAAGUGAGCAUUGCAUGUACUGUAAUUUUUCAUUUUGCUUAUGAACAAGGCUGUGUAAAACAAAAAGUGAUCCGAUCAGCAAUUGUAGAACUAACAAUGAAUUCGUUUUCCUAUUAACAGUGCAGUAUAGGAAAAAUGAGUCAUGGUGAAACAUGUAGUGACAUGAGUUCUUAAUUGCUGAUUACUUCACUAACAGGAAUGCCAAACUUGACCAAACGGAAGGAGGGGACCAAAAUAUUACAUUAAUUGUUAUAUUAUUUAUUCUUUGUACACAGAACAAAUUAUUGGAAACAAAGUAUUAACUUUACAUGAGUGGAAUAUCUGUAACUGAUGUCAUGCCCUUUUUCACAGCAUUUGGAACAAUAUUUUGAUCAUAAGAUUUAAGCAACUCCAGCAGUAAAUCAUGUCUUAGGGAGCUGGGUUUGUAAAUAUUUGUGUUGAUUUUUCUUGAUACGGAGAGAGAAUUAUGAUUAUUAUAGAUAUAGUAACAUUUACAAUAUAAUUUGUAAAUAUUUCAACAGUAUGUACAAGUGAUUGAUGAUUUUUGUUUUCUCUCCUCGAUGUGAUUGAAUUAUGAAGAGUUGGUGAUUAUGUACGGUAUGAUUGUAUGUACAUGUAUCAUAGUAGAUUUGUCCAGAGGCUUAUUAUUUGAUUAGCAAGGAGAACAUCGUUAGAAUUGACCUGUUUGUCAAACUUGUAUCAAUUCCUUCCAUAGCAAACAUAGAAGGUGGAGAAAGAUGUGAAGCCUUCUGUGCUUGCCAUCCCUGCAUGCAUAGCAAUAUCAUUUGGCAUUUCCCAGGUUUUACUUCUUAACUAUCAAGAGGCAGUCGGGCGAGUUUGUGUCAGACGGACACUUUGCUCAAUCCUCAAUGUACAUAAGACAAAUUUUUGGAGGACUGAUUGCUGCAGCCUCUUGGGAGAUGACAUACUCUAAUUUCAUUUUUAAGCUCUGGAAUGCAGCCAAGAGGAGAUAUAUGAUUUGCUUGUAUUUUCAAACUUUAUUUUCUUCAUUAAUAUUUUCUAUUGGGUGAAGCUUGAUGCAAAGCACCGCAUGAAGAGCGAAGUCUUGUUUUGGUGUGAAUAACACUAAAAUUCAGGGAAAUGGUAUGUAGAUGUAAAGUAAUGAUGGCCACUUGUAAACUACCUGCCUUCACAUCAGGUUUUACCCAUGCUUGUAGCUCUUAGAGAAUCCUUCGGUCCUAGAAUAAAAUAAAGUCAGUGUUUGCCCUUCUUAUAUAGCUAUGAUAAAUAUGUUGACGAAAUACAGUGCUUCACAAAACAGGCAGAGGCUCCACCGCAGGUAACAUUGGUUGUGUUCCAUUUGCAGUUACUGUAAUUCCAUAUAAUACACAAACAAUGGUUUUGUAUCGUAGAAAUGAACAAAUUGUUUUCUGGUGUUGAACAAUGUUAAGGUGAACAAUUGGAAUCAAUUAUGAUUUCACAUCACGUAAAUAGUAAUAGAGAACAAGUGAAUAACAAGGUUAUAUUAAAACAUAAGUCGACAAACAAACAUACACCUUCUAUUGUGGUAGCAAUGGUGUUGCCCAUUCCUAGGUGAUUUCAUGUAUUACUUAAUACAUUGUUAAUGGUUCCUUAAUCUGGUAUUUUAAUUUGUCAAAAAAAAACAAAAAUAAGCAAAUGCUUAUGGUAUGGAUUUGCCGCAAGGCAUACUUUUGAGGAUGUUGUGUUAAUGUGUAUGAUGCCUGUGUGUGUUCUCUUUCACUUCUGUAUUCACAAUAUAAUAAAUAUUAUACACAUA